This is a messenger RNA of Setaria italica (foxtail millet), 909 nucleotides long. RefSeq lists its product as uncharacterized. The transcript has 3 exons. The record is from RefSeq and is a predicted model, not a curated record. Gene Ontology annotation, molecular function: nucleic acid binding; zinc ion binding. Bases 55 to 864 code for a protein of 269 amino acids. NCBI's taxonomy places the organism in Eukaryota, Viridiplantae, Streptophyta, Magnoliopsida, Poales, Poaceae.
UGGACUAGAGCUCACGACGCCGGUGGUUGGAGGUACGAGUUUCAGUGCAGUAACAUGGCCGAGUCAUUCAAUAAGUUGUUAUUGGGGAUACGUGGUAUGCCUGUGAACGCAAUCGUUGAAUUCACCUUCUACAGGCUUGUUGCGUGGUUCAAUGAAAGACACGCAAAAGCAGAAGCGUUGCAGGUUGCUGGGGAGAGAUGGGCUGAAAAACCAAAGAGACAUCUCAUCAUUGCAAAUGAAAGGGCUUCCACACAUGAGGUGCAAUGUUUUGAUCUCGGCUCAGGGACUUAUCAGGUGGAGCAUAGGGGCGGUACAACGUCCGACGGUGAGAUCCGAGAGUCGAGGAUACAUGUGGUAGUUCUCCGAGAUUUCAAGUGCACUUGUGGUAGGCUAAGGCAGUACCACUUUGUAUGUUCUCAUUUGGUGGCAGCAGCUAGGCAUCGCAAUUUUGAUAUCGAGAGCAUGAUACCACAUGAGUUCAGCGUAGACACCCUUGUGCGGACAUGGAGCCCCCGCUUCGUGCCUUUCCGGGAUCCUAGAGAGUGGCCUCCGUAUGAUGGGCCAAAAUAUGUUGCGGAUCCUGCAUACCGUUGGAACAAACGUGGAACAAGGAAGCGGACGAGGCAUAACAUGACUAUGGAUCAGGUAUCCGGAAGAACGAGGCGUGGUAGAGCAACACCAUUUCUUGCUGAUCCAGAACAGAAUGAGUGCGGCAAGUGCGGCAGAUUGGGUCAUAAUUCACGCACUUGCCGUUGGCAAAUUAGUGAGGAUGGCGCACUUCCACCUUCUAGACCAGGCGUACGACCAGACCCACCGAGGUCGUCUCAUAGCGGGAGGGCAGGUCCUUCCGCUCCUUCGUUCUAGAGCCCAUGAUGGGUUUUUGGCGCUGCAGUACGACGACCGCUACAU